Molecule: messenger RNA, 1260 nt
Organism: Spea bombifrons (plains spadefoot toad)
Lineage: Eukaryota; Metazoa; Chordata; Amphibia; Anura; Pelobatidae
Product: vomeronasal type-2 receptor 26-like
Exons: 3
Coding region: 1-1260 (419 amino acids)
Biological process (GO): G protein-coupled receptor signaling pathway
Cellular component (GO): membrane
Molecular function (GO): G protein-coupled receptor activity
Source: RefSeq, a predicted model, not a curated record
AUGUUACAGCAGUUUUUAAGAAGAGUUCACUUCAGAGAUCCCACCGGAGAAGAGGUCUACUUUAAAGAAAAUGGAGAGAUGUCCUCAGUGUAUCACGUAAAGAAUCAGAUUUUUUUAUCAAAUGGAACCAACAUAGAAAAACAUGUUGCAAUCAUUGAUCUAUCAGCUCCGGAAGGGAAACAGCUCAACAUUCGCCAGAGGCUAAUAACUUGGAAAUACAACACCAAGGAGGUUCCUUAUUCUCGUUGUUCCAAAGACUGUCUUUCUGGAUAUAGAAGGGUUUUACAAAGGGGAAAGCAUACCUGCUGCUUCGACUGCGUCCCGUGCUCAGAGGGAGAGAUCUCCAAUAAAAUAGACAAGGACUCUUGUCAAAAAUGUCCAGAUGACCAGUGGCCAAAUGAGAAGAAGGACAAAUGCGUUAAGAAGCCCACUGAGUUUUUAUCAUAUGAUCGGGAUCCAGUUGCACUGGUUCUUUGUAUAAUCUCUGUUACCUUAUCUGUCAUAACCUUGGUUAUCUUGGUUAUAUUUAUUUUGUACCGAGACACCCCCAUUGUCAGAGCUAAUAAUAGGAAUCUCAGUUUCGUCCUCCUGGUCUCCAUCAUCCUGAGCUUCCUCUGUGUGUUUCUGUUCCUCGGUCGUCCUGUGGAUAUAACCUGCAUGCUGCGCCAAACUGCUUUUGGGGUCAUCUUCUCAGUAGCUGUGUCUUCUCUGUUGGCCAAGACCAUCAUGGUUUGCAUCGCUUUCAAAGCCACCAAACCCGGCAGCAAAUGGAGAAAAUAUAUUGGAGUCAAAAUACCCAAUUAUGUUGUGUUUAUCUGUUCAUUUAUUCAGGUAGUCAUUUGCAUCUGCUGGUUGUCUAUUUCCCCUCCGUACCAGGAAAUGAACACUCACUCCUACCCUGGAAAGAUCAUUAUUCAGUGUAAUGAGGGGUCAGUGGUUGCCUUUUACGCUGUUCUGGGGUACAUGGGCUUCCUGGCCGCUGUGAGUUUCGUUGUCGCUUUCCUGGCCAGAAAAUUACCGGACAGUUUUAAUGAAGCCAAGUUCAUCACCUUCAGCAUGCUGAUCUUCUGUAACGUCUGGAUCUCUUUUAUCCCGGCUUAUAUGAGCGUUUCAGGGAAAAACACAGCGAUUGUUGAGAUUUUUGCAAUAUUAGCUUCUAGCUUUGGGAUUCUUGGUUGUUUAUUUUUUCCUAAAUGCUACAUUAUUCUUCUAAGACCAGAUAUGAAUUCAAAGAAACACCUGCUAAGAUUGGAAUGUUAA